Bipolaris victoriae FI3 is the source of this 1731-nucleotide messenger RNA. RefSeq names its product polysaccharide lyase family 4 protein. Lineage: Eukaryota; Fungi; Ascomycota; Dothideomycetes; Pleosporales; Pleosporaceae. The record is from RefSeq and is a predicted model, not a curated record. Gene Ontology annotation, molecular function: carbohydrate binding; catalytic activity. The coding region runs from base 1 to 1731 and encodes 576 amino acids. The transcript is spliced from 2 exons. Gene Ontology annotation, biological process: carbohydrate metabolic process.
AUGAAGGCCCUCCUCCCUCUUCUCUGCGGUGGCGCAGGCAUAGUAGCAUCCGCAUACUCACAACACCCGAGUGCCCCCGAACAACCCAAAAGCUUCUUCCGCCAAAUUGGAAACUCAACAUGGAUCCUAGGGAACGAACUCUGGAAUCUAACGCAAAACGCACAGUAUGCGACCAAAUUAAUGUAUAGAGGAAAAGAUCGUGUAGGGGAGGCCGUGGGACAUUACGUUAGUUACAACGGCGCAGCAUCCGACCUCCGCUGGACCACCGCUUCCAUCGCCGCAUCCGGGUCAAACUGGCUCGACAUACGCUUCAGCGCUGCAGAAGGCGAUUUCCACUGGGUCCUUCACGACGAUCUGGCGGGCGCAUACCAAUACUUCAUCAACCGCGGCUUGCCCACCCUCGGCGAAUUUCGGAGCCUCUGGCGCCUCUCAAACACCUCCUUCCCACGCGCCUCUACAAACACAAAAACCGGACUCUUGCCCCCCUUGUCCUUGUACCAAAACGCUACAAACGUGCAGGACGAGACGUGGCAGCAGAGCGACGGCACUUUCUUGACAAAAUACGACUGGGCUGCUUUUCUGCGCGAGCAGACGGCGUAUGGGGUGUGGGGCGAUGAGGUGGGGAGUUGGUAUUUGCAUGCGGGGAAGGAGUAUUUGAAUGGGGAUCACUUGAAGCAGGAGUUGAUGGUGCAUCGAGAGAGUAAGACGGGGGAUACGGUGCAGUUGAAUAUGCUGCACGGGACGCAUUAUCAAGCCUCAUCGCGCGAUUCGUUUGCCGCAGGCAACGAUGAGGCUAGGAUUUGGGGGCCGUGGCUGUGGUAUUUGAACGAUGGGAGUCGGCAAGAUGCUGUGGAGCGGUGGGAAAGGGAAGAGAAGGAGUGGCCGUAUGCGUGGUUCGAGAAUGCGGCGUAUCAGUCUCGAGGCGCGGUUCAGGGAAAGCUGGUGCUGAGUGAUGGACGGCCUGCGGCUGGUGCAGCGGUGUUUCUAGGCGAUAAUCGCAAUGAGACGGUGUCGACGCUGGAUCAGGGACAGAAUUAUUACUACACGGCUUACGCUGAUGAUGCGGGCGAGUUCCGUAUCCGCGACGUACGGUCCGGCACGUAUGCCUUGUAUGCGUGGGGAAACGGCAGGUCGAUUGCGGAUGUCAUAACGAACUUUACGCACAACGAUGUUGAAAUCGUAAAGGGAAAGACGACAUCGUUACCGUUACUUACUUGGUCCGUUACAGACAAGACAAAACGUAUCUUUCAAAUCGGAGAUUUCGACCGCAAAACAGAUGGGUUUUAUCUGGCAGAUCCGGCGAUUCCAGUCCAGCACGCUCGCAUAGAUAAAUGUCCGGCCAAUCUAACGUAUAUCAUCGGUACCAGCACGCCAUCAAAGGACUGGUGUUUUGGUCAAUCUAAAGUCGGGACUUGGUCGGUUUCUUUUCCGGCCUCUCUUGACAAUAGUACCGCUGCUAAACUUGUCGUAUCUCUUGCCGGCUUUUCUCAAGGAAGCAGCGCUGAUAUUUUGCUCAAUGAGGCUAAAAUCGGUAAUGUCACCAGUGCCAGCUUGGCUAAUAGCCAGGAUACGUAUCGUGGUGCUACAAGAGCCGGGGAGUGGAGACGCUUGGAGUUUGGAGUUCCACGGGGCCUGCUCAAAGAAGGGCAGAAUAGGCUAGACGUCAGGGUUACUAAAAGCACGCAGUGGAGGGGAUGGCUGUGGGACAGUCUGGUUUUGGAAGCUGUGUAG